Molecule: messenger RNA, 1200 nt
Organism: Abrus precatorius (Indian licorice)
Lineage: Eukaryota; Viridiplantae; Streptophyta; Magnoliopsida; Fabales; Fabaceae
Product: probable prolyl 4-hydroxylase 4
Exons: 7
Coding region: 100-993 (297 amino acids)
Biological process (GO): peptidyl-proline hydroxylation to 4-hydroxy-L-proline
Cellular component (GO): endoplasmic reticulum
Molecular function (GO): L-ascorbic acid binding; procollagen-proline 4-dioxygenase activity; iron ion binding
Source: RefSeq, a predicted model, not a curated record
GGCGACUUGGAUUUGGAAUGAUUUUAGAAAGAGAAAAGAAAGAAGGAGGAGAGAGAAAUCAUUUUCCGGGAAAAUUAAAGUGCGAAUCGGAAUCCGAAAAUGAGUAGGGUUUGGAUUUUGCUAUUCCUGUUGCUGAUCUCCCAGUCCAAUGAAGUCUGCAGUUCCUACGCGGGUUCCGCUAGCUCCAUCAUCAACCCUUCUAAGGUCAAACAGAUUUCCUGGAAGCCAAGAGCUUUCGUUUAUGAAGGUUUCCUCACGGAUUUGGAAUGCGACCACUUGAUCUCUGUAGCCAAAUCUGAGCUUAAGAGAUCUGCCGUAGCGGAUAAUCUCUCUGGAGGGAGCCAGUUAAGUGAUGUUCGAACAAGCUCUGGCAUGUUCAUUCCUAAGAACAAGGAUCCUAUUAUUGCCGGUAUUGAGGACAAGAUUUCAUCAUGGACCUUUCUUCCUAAAGAAAAUGGGGAAGAUAUACAGGUAUUGAGAUAUGAGCAUGGACAGAAAUAUGACCCGCAUUAUGAUUACUUCACUGAUAAAGUUAACAUAGUUCGGGGUGGACACCGUUUCGCGACUGUUCUCAUGUAUCUCACUGAUGUGACCAAAGGCGGUGAAACAGUGUUCCCUUCUGCAGAGGAAUCUCCACGUCGCAAAGGUUCUGAAACAUAUAGUGAUCUCUCUGAAUGUGCCAAAAAAGGAAUAGCAGUGAAACCGCGUAGAGGGGAUGCACUUCUCUUUUUCAGUCUUCACACAAAUGCAACCCCAGACACUAGCAGUCUCCAUGCAGGAUGCCCAGUAAUCGAAGGUGAGAAAUGGUCAGCAACAAAAUGGAUUCACGUUGACUCGUUUGAUAAGACGGUGGGUGCUGGAGGGGACUGUUCUGAUCAGCAUGUAAGCUGUGAGAGAUGGGCUUCCCUUGGAGAAUGUACUAACAAUCCUGAGUAUAUGGUUGGAUCUUCAGACCUUCCUGGGUACUGUAGGAAGAGUUGCAAGGCAUGUUAGAAAUUUUACUCGAUGCUUUCCAGAUUCCACAUGGUUUUCUGCCACCGGGUUUCAAAUUUCAAUUGGUUCUUUCCUGGAUUGUAAAUUAGUUAUACGUCAUUGUAAUGGAUAGCUUUUCAGGCACACCGCCUGGCUUCUUCAAGUGGCAGAACUGAGUUGUUCAUCCGGGAUUCUGCUUUUUUUACAUGGGUUAUUUUGUAUGAAUAA